Molecule: messenger RNA, 1875 nt
Organism: Nakaseomyces glabratus
Lineage: Eukaryota; Fungi; Ascomycota; Saccharomycetes; Saccharomycetales; Saccharomycetaceae
Gene: AZR1
Product: azole transporter
Biological process (GO): transmembrane transport
Cellular component (GO): plasma membrane
Molecular function (GO): transmembrane transporter activity
Source: RefSeq, a predicted model, not a curated record
AUGGAUAAAGAUAGUGUUAUUGCGGAUACUCGCGGCGAUGCGAGUUCGGUGUCCACAGGGUCUGUGAAGGAGGAGCCAGUGCGCACUAAUGCCUUUGGUCAAAGGUUCCCCACUGGUGUGGAAUUGUGGGCGCCGCUGGGGUCGCUGGUGCUGUGCCUGUUCCUAGCCGCUUUGGAUGUGAUGACCGUGUCGACGAUUAUCGAGGAAGUGUCACAGAAGUUCGGGGACUACUCUAAGGUCGGGUGGCUGUUCACUGGUUACUCUCUGCCAAAUGCACUGCUGGUCCUGAUCUGGGGUAGGAUCGCUACUUUGGUUGGGUUCAAGACUUCCACGCUGGCGGCUAUUGUUAUUUUUGAAGUCGGCUCCUUGGUGUCGGCGCUAGCUAACUCUAUGGACAUGCUUAUCGGUGGAAGAGUCAUUGCAGGUAUCGGUGGGAGUGGUGUGCAGUCACUGGUGUUCGUCAUUUCCUCGACUCUUGUGGAAGAGAGAAACAGAGGUCUCAUCAUCGCGGUUAUGAGCAGUUCGUUCGGUAUUGCCUCAGUGGUCGGCCCAUUCCUCGGUGGUGCUUUCACAACGCAUGUGACUUGGAGGUGGUGUUUUUACAUUAAUCUGCCUGUUGGUGGUCUGGCCUUCUUCUUGUUUCUGACUUUCUACAACCCGGAGAAAUGGGUAGUCAACAAAGACACCGCUGAAGAUGAGGUUGUCGGAAACGGCAGAUUGGGAUUAUUGAGUAUCUUAGGUGGCCAAGCCGUGAGGUUUGUCAAGUCUGUUGGUGUUCAAUUGGCUAAAUUAAGAUACCCUGGGACUUGGAGAAUCAUAGCCCGCGAAUUGUUUUACAGAUUCGAUAUUGUGGAGUUUGUGUUCAUGACACUAGGAUCUGUCCUGAUCCUGUUAGCAUUCACAUUUGGUGGUAAUAAAUAUAAAUGGAACUCCGGCUCAACAAUCUCAAUGUUCGUGUUAGGUAUUCUGUUCACCUUGGGCGCCUUCGUCUACGACUUCUUUAUUUACCCAAAAUUUGAAGCUGUGAAGACUGUGCCACAUUACCAGCCACUGAUGUCCUGGAAUAUCUGUAAGAAACCAGGUGUCUGGUUGUUCAACAUUGCAGUAUUUUUUGUAGCCUGUGCGUUUUCCAUCCAGACAAACUACAUUAUUCAAUACUUCCAAUUGGUUUUCAAUGACACUGCAUGGAAAGCUGCCAUUCAUCUUAUUGCUACUGUGGUUCCUGUGGUUAUUACCGUUGUUUCAAGUGGUAUUGUCAACAGUAAGACAGGAUAUGUCAAGCCAAUUGCUAUCUUUAGUGGUGUCACAGGUAUCAUUGGUGCAGGUCUUUUGACAUUAUUAGACAAUCAUGCCUCUAGCGCUAAAAAGAUUGGUCUACUAAUUCUGCCAGGUGUGACAUUCGGUGCCAUUAUGCAAAGUAGUAUUAUUGGUGUUCAGAUUUUACUAGAUAAGUCCUCACCAACGUACAGAUAUGAUUUUAUUGCUGUGACAACGCUGAACGCAUUCAUCAAGAACAUCGGCCAAGCUUAUGGCGCUGUUCUAUGUGACACGGUGUUCAGUGCAUCUGCGAUUAAUUUGAUGAAGAAAAGACAUGUCAGCCUACCUGGUGGCUACGAGACUAGCGCCAACAACCUAAUCAUUGCCAGGAGAGAGUACUUUGACGGGCCUACAUCAGCUAUCGGUAACAUCAUCAGUGAUUCCAUCAUUAAUGUUUUCUACAUGGCCCUCGGUAUGUUCGCCGUUGUAGUCGUAUGUGUAGUGUUCGUCUCCAACAAAAAAGUUGACAUUAGAAAACCAGAGGAUAUCAAGAGGCAACAAGAAGAGGAUCCUGAGAAGCAGGAUCAAAAUAAAGACUUCAAAGAAGACUCCGAAUAA